Molecule: messenger RNA, 1480 nt
Organism: Melanotaenia boesemani (Boeseman's rainbowfish)
Lineage: Eukaryota; Metazoa; Chordata; Actinopteri; Atheriniformes; Melanotaeniidae
Product: Fc receptor-like protein 5
Exons: 9
Coding region: 53-1387 (444 amino acids)
Biological process (GO): cell surface receptor signaling pathway
Molecular function (GO): transmembrane signaling receptor activity
Source: RefSeq, a predicted model, not a curated record
UUUUCACCACAUUUGCUGAGAGACGCUCGGUGAAGUUCAGCCUGAAGACGCCAUGAAGACGCCUCUGCUUGUUCUCUGCGUCUUCACCUCCUGCCGGACGUCUGACGCUCGUGCCUCCUUGAAGGUCUCUCCCAGCUGGUCCCAGCAUUUCGAGUAUGAGGAGAUCUCCAUCAGCUGUGAGCAGUUGGGUCCUGGUGAUUGGACGGUGUGGGGAUACUCCACAGAGAGAAAGCAGCUGUCCCAGUGUGGGUCCAUGUGGGGCAGCCCCACCCCCUCCACCUGCCAAAUGAAGACCGUGAAGCAGUCUGACAGCGGAGUGUACUGGUGUCAAUCUGCACACAGAGACAGCAGCAACGCCGUCAACAUCACCAUCACCGACAAAGCGCUGAUCCUGCAGAGUCCUGUCCUCCCUGUGAUGGAGGGAGAGGACGUCACUCUGAGCUGUAAAACAAAGACCAACAACCCUCCCUCCAACCUCCCAGCUGCUUUCUAUACAGAUGGCACCCUCAUCGGGGCGGAGCCUACAGGUCACAUGACCCUGAAGAACGUUUCUAAGCGGAAUGAAGGAUCCUACACGUGUAGAAUCGGUCAUGAAGAGUCUCCAGCCAGCUGGCUGCUGAUGAGAGAUGACUCUGAGCCGGCGUCCCUGACGGUGUCUCCAGACUUGUCUCAGCUGUUUGAGUAUGAAAAACUGUCUCUGAGCUGCGGAGACAGCAGCUCUGAUGGGUGGAGGAUCAGCAGGUUCACCUCCGAAGGCCAAAUGUCCACCUGUGGACAGGAAUGGGGGACGCUGACGUCCUCUGUGUGUGAGCUCCAAACGGUCAAACAGCGUGAUAGCGCCAUCUACUGGUGCCAGUCUCCUACGAAGCAGCGGAGCAACUCAGUCCAGAUCUCUGUACACGACAAACCAGUGAUCCUGCAGAGUCCCGUCCUCCCAGUGAAGGAGGGACAUAACGUCACUCUGCGUUGUAAAGCAAAGACCACGUCCUCCAACCUCCCAGCUUCUUUCUAUAAAGAUGGCUCCCUCAUCAGGACUGAGUCUACAGGUCACAUGACCCUCCACCAUGUUAGCAGGCCUGAUGAAGGUCUCUACAGGUGUAACAUCAGCGGUCAUGGAGAGUCUCCACCCAGCUGGCUGUUUGUCAGAGCUCUCGAUGUCCUGGCUUCACAAUCUGCUCCGACACCGACUGUGCUGACCGUGAUACGGUACAUCAUGGUGUGCUCUCCGUACUUCAUCUCCACCAUCCUCGUGGUGUCUUUGUAUCGGCACAAACCCACAGGGAGGAGCCCACCUGUUUCCAUGACAACGUCUCCACGCAGUGAGGAAGAUGAGGGGCUGGACCGUGAUGAUGCUACGGCUGAUGUCACCACUGAGCAUCAUUUCUAAAAUGUUAUUUCUUCAGCCUUACUGCUCUGUUCUUGUCAUGUGUUGCUCUUUUUCACUUUUGUAAAAGUUUAACCAUAAAAUCUAAAAAAUGAG